This is a messenger RNA of Bombus huntii, 936 nucleotides long. RefSeq lists its product as uncharacterized. Bases 1 to 936 code for a protein of 311 amino acids. Lineage: Eukaryota; Metazoa; Arthropoda; Insecta; Hymenoptera; Apidae. The transcript is spliced from 3 exons. The record is from RefSeq and is a predicted model, not a curated record.
AUGCUAAGAACACGAUUUAGAAGAGAUUCGUUGGAAAAAGUAAGGUCAGUUUCAGAGGGAUCACUGGAUUGCUUGACAUGUGAUCACGACGAUAUAGCGCGCCUGUUUGCUUGCGAAUCACGGAACUCGCGAUCAGCUGUACACCCGGAGACUGCACACGUUGAGCAUGCGGGCGUGACGAGGGCUCCGGCGCACCCUCUUCACCCUCGCCGCGUCCUACUCGCACCCUUCCGGGCUACACGCUUCGCGCGGCAUACCCGUCUCACUCGUGUCGCGCUCGUUACUCUCCAGAAAAUAUCAAUAAGUUGGAGCAUGGUUAUUGUGGCUCGCACAACGUUCUGUUCCGUUGGACGGGGACGUCUUAUUCGCUGUGGCGACCCGGCAAGAAUGUGCGCAGGCGGACGCGGGAAAAGCUUGUACAGAGAUUUGAAUUUCAGACGCGGCGGUCUUUUUUGUCAAAGGCCAGUUCUGUUCGAAUUAAUACGUAGUUUAUGUAUCACGAUGACUAGCCAGGAAGGAGAGAAAAUCGUGGAUACGGAAAAUGACCUGGAUCAUGAUAAAGAAGAGCUUACGACCGAAACGAAGGAAGAUAUUUCUACAGCGAAACCACGUGCUAGGAGAUAUCUCACGAAACAUAUGAAAUUAUAUCCGGAAUUGUACAGAAGCGAUGUCUCGAUACAUCCAAGUUAUACUACUCUAAAAAAUCUACCUUAUUACGUGGUCUGCCGACGACGUGUACAGAGGACCAAGAAGCAGAUCAAGCGUCAGCUGAACCGCGAUAUCAUGCACUUUGCGAUGAUGCAGUUGUUCGCCAUCGAUAGCGUCAGGAUCGACCGUGUAUUCAGCGUCGGGAUGCCACCGAAGACAUUGAUUGUCCCCGAUUUGCUAACCGUGAACGAAAGACGUCACAUCAACGAGCUUCUUCGUGACACAUAA